Molecule: messenger RNA, 2228 nt
Organism: Caenorhabditis angaria
Lineage: Eukaryota; Metazoa; Nematoda; Chromadorea; Rhabditida; Rhabditidae
Source: the annotation of a GenBank genome assembly
AUGGUCAAGAUCAAAAAUCGCUACUAUGUUGUUCGAAUUCUGGGCGCAGAUGUUGAGAAGAUUCGAAAAGGUGCGAUUUUUGCCGAAAUUAUGAGAUUGGGAGCCGAGAUGUUUGGGGAUUUCGGAUUUGCCGUGCUGAAAAUGAGCUUGAGUGUGAGUUCUAGCUGAAAUUUGGGGAAAAACUACGAUGCUCCACGUUUACGCCGUCGAAAAUGAUGGAUUUUGAGCCAUUUUUCGACGAUUUUGAAGGUGUAAACGCGGAGCAUCGUUUGAAAAUCUAGAAAAACAACGAAGCUCCGGGUUUACGUCAUUAGAAGCAAAAUUUUCAAAUUUUGAAAUUUGGCCGCAAAAUUUUAAUUUCUAAAAAAAAUUUGAAUUCAAAAUUUGGCGGGAAAAAUCCACGUGGAAAAAAUUUCAAAAUUGGAGCAAAACUACGAUACUCCACGUUUACACCAUCAAAAAAUGAGGUGUAAACGCGGAGCAUCGUUGUUUUUUCUUGAAACCCCGGGUUUUUGGCUCAAAAUUCAUCAAAUUCCGGGGUGUAAACGCGGAGCAUCGUAGUUUUCCUUGAAAACCCAGGUUUUUGGCUCAAAAUCCAUCAAAUUUAGGGGUGUAAACGCGGAGCAUUGUAGUUUUUCUCAAAAAAUCCACUUCUUGGGCUCAAAAUGCUCCAAAAAUCAUGAUUUUCAGCUCAAAAUCCAUCAAAUUUAGGGGUGUAAACGCGGAGCAUCGUAGUUUUUCUCGAAAAAUCAACUUCUUGGGCUCAAAAUGCUCCAAAAUUCAUGAUUUUCAGCUCAAAAUCCAUCAAAUUUAGGGGUGUAAACGCGGAGCAACGUAUUUUUCCUUGAAAACCCAGGUUUUUGGCUCAAAAUCCAUCAAAUUUAGGGGUGUAAACGCGGAGUUUCGUUGUAUUUCUCAAAAAAUCAACUUAUUGGGCUCAAAAUGCUCCAAAAUUCAUGAUUUUCAGCUCAAAAUCCACGAAUUUUUCCAGAUCCGCGUCCAAGACGAAGAUAUUGUCGUAAUUCGAAUCGCCGAAUCCGGCGAAUCACAUUUCUCAGCAAUUCUACCCUGCAUUCAAAAAUUCGCCAAUCAACCAGUGCUUCUGACAACAAUCUUCACCGGAAAUUCGAUGCGAUCUUGUGAGAAGCGGCUAAUUCGCGAACGACGCGCCGAAUUACACGCAAAGCUUGCGGAAGCUCGCGGAAAUGCGGCCGAGACGCGGAAGAUUCAGCAGAUGAUUCGAAAGAUUUGCGGAAAACCCGCGAGGAUUUUUGAGGAGAAAUUGGAUUUUAAGAAAUAUGAUUGAAAACUACGACGCUCCGCGUUUACGCCAUCAAAAUUCGCUUCAUUUUUAGCCAAUUUUGCCUUAAAAUGGCUCAUUUUUGAUGGCGUAAACGCGGAGCAUCGUAGUUUUCCCGGUUUUUUUUUCACCCCAAAAAUUGUUAUUUUUUGUAUUUUUCACGUGACCUCUAAAAAAUUUUUUUUUCGAAAAAAAAAUUUUUUUUUCUCAUUUUCUAACAAAAAUGAACCAAUUCUUAUUGAUUUUCCUAAUUUUUGCCAAAUUUGAGAUUACUGUAGCUACAGUAACCACGGAAUCUUUUUCGAAUUCUACAGUACUCCAAGAUUCGAAUUCUACAGUACUCCAGGAUGCUGUGACUACUACUGUACCUAUAACUACAGUAACCCAGAAAUCAACUCAAGGAUCUACAGUACCUAUAACUACAGUAACCCAGAAAUCAACCAAAGGAUCUACAGUAAUCCAGCAAUCGACUACAACGGGGAGGUUGAGUACAGUAACCCAGAAAUCGCCUACAAAGUUGACUACAGUAACCCAGGCUCCUACAGUAACCCAAGCUCCUACAGUAGAGGAGGCGAAGCAAGUGGAUAGGUGAGUAAAACGUAAAAACAACGAUGCUCCGCGCUUACGCGGUGAAAAAUGAAGAGUUCUGAAGGUGUAAACGACACUCCACGUUUACACCCUCAAAAUUGAUGGUUUUUGGCUCAAAAUGCGUCAUUUUUCGCCGCGUAAACGCGGAGCAUCGUUGUUUUUCACUGAAUUCCAUCGUUUCAGACACUAUUUGCUGAAAUAUCAACUCCUUGUCUGCUCAAUAAUGCUCAUAGCCAGCGCCGUAUCGAUAAUUUCAACGAUUUUUGCGCUGAAAAAUCUGAAAAACGCGAAAUCCGCGCUGAUUCGAUUGGAUCUGUCGGGAUCGAGAGAAACGAGCUGA